Messenger RNA from Drosophila persimilis, 339 nucleotides. RefSeq lists its product as uncharacterized. The record is from RefSeq and is a predicted model, not a curated record. The transcript has 3 exons. Lineage: Eukaryota; Metazoa; Arthropoda; Insecta; Diptera; Drosophilidae. The coding region runs from base 1 to 339 and encodes 112 amino acids.
AUGAAAUCAUUCUUUUUGGUGUCUCUGUUACUGGUCCUGGCUCUGGCUCAAGUCAGCGCAAAUUGUUCCGGGAACUGUCCGGACACGGAGCAGGUUGUCUGGGCUCUGAGCCCUGGUGGUGGUGGGUGCAGUGUCUUCCGGAAUAAGUGCUACUUCGCAAAGGCGAACUGUGUUCCCCUGACCAUCACCACUAAGGAGAAGUGUCAGAGUCUCUGCCCCGAAAUCUGUCCAUUGUUGUAUCGCCCCACAACGGGCAAUUACAGGGGUCAGAUUCGAGAGUUUAGCAAUGACUGCGAGAAAAAUGUUCACAGCUGUCGCACUGGCGAGACUUUUUUGUAA